AUGCACACAAUUCCCAACAUGCCCUUGGGCAACGUUCAGCAACGGCACGUUGUGAGAAUUUUUUUCCCGCGGCUCUACAGUACAGAAUGGCCGGUCGACCAAUUGACCCAGGACAAAUUAGCUCUCAUAUACGAUCAAUGCCUCCGUCCUACAAUGUUGGAGGUUGUGCCCGAAUCACGCGAUAAAUGGCCGACCACUUAUGCACAAUCCAGGAGUCGCACUGGUUCGCUCGCUUUCAGUAGUACAGACAUUCCCUGGUAUAGGUUAGAACAGGUUGCAACGACUCUGCUAGCCAAACUUGCGGAUCUGGGACCUGGAUUCAGGGACGCCUAUUUUGGGCUGAGAGGAACGAAAGGUGCUACCAUCCACAACGGGAGGGAUGAAGAUGAGCGACACCUGGCGAUGGACGAUUUAUUUGAGCAUGUCGAUGUCGACAGCUUAGAUCCUGAGCAAUGGCACGUGGAUGUUGCACUGACCAUCGGCGUACCAGGGCACGUUGUCACAUGGCGCGAAUCUUCUCACCGCGAGCUCUUGAGCUAUCUGAUGUCUGCCACAUCCACACAGCAGAUCUCUCGCCUGAUCAAUAACAAGAACCGGUUUCAUCUGGACCGCGCACUGCAGAUCAAAGAAUUUGCCGGCUUUCGUGCCACUACGACCCAUUGUGCAGGUGCAUUGGGUCCAUCGUAUGUGCAGGCGUAUUGCACCGAGAAGAAUGUGACGUACUCUAUGAAUCCAGGGGUGUUCCGUCGACAUCAGGCCAAGGAGCUUCUGCAGGAGACCGAAAACAAUAUAAUCAAAGAUAUGGACAUCAUGAGUAACAUAUUUUUUGAAUGCGCUGGUGAAGGAGGAGUGGAAGGUCGCGAUGGUUGCGCUCGCUUGGAAAUUCGGGUUUCGUUGGCCAAUGCCAUGAACUCAUUGUCCACCCUCCCCGAGGAGCUCAUUAAGCGCUGUGUCGUCGCUAUUGAAAGAAGAGUGUCGUGGUAA
Messenger RNA from Suillus plorans, 984 nucleotides. RefSeq lists its product as uncharacterized. Lineage: Eukaryota; Fungi; Basidiomycota; Agaricomycetes; Boletales; Suillaceae. The record is from RefSeq and is a predicted model, not a curated record. The transcript has a single exon. The coding region runs from base 1 to 984 and encodes 327 amino acids.